AUUGAUUCCAAUUUUUUGUAGGUAAUAUAAGCGUGAACACGUGAUAGAUUGGCGCUUUUCCUUCCCCGACCUCCGCGCUGACAUCAUCUUGUAGUACAAUAGCUAAAUCCACAUUCCUAGCACUCUUCAAUUACCUACACUCUAUUUCUCUAUUCCUUUACUGCUUCAACUACUUCCUAGGUUUGUAACCAUACUAAAGCUACCAGGUGUUGCAAUUGAACAGUUCUCUUAUUAGGUAGUUAGUUAGUCGGUUGGCGGGUGCUUAUUCCCUGUGCAAGGACCCUGAACUGAUCUGUUCAUCCUGUCCUUUUUAUUCCCUGUCGCUUCGUGGCGGUCACCAGGCGUCUCACUAGAACCAAAAUCCCACGAUACCCUCGCCCCCCCGCGUCCGCUCGUACUACAUAGUACAAUACCUAUAUAAUCCCUCGAUUUUCGUCCUAUCCUGUCAUUCUUUCUUAUUCCAUUUAAAAAAUUGCUAGUCACGGGAACAAUUACCUACCUAGUAAACACCUCUUAUCUCGAAGUGCGGGACUGUCGAUCAUAACGACGUAAACGAAUUCCCGAGAUACCCCCACUCGCUACGACUUCGCGAGUAUCUCGUCGCUUAGGACUUCUAUACCGCUUUUUAGAGUACUCCUUUCUCCUUGACCCUUUUUACCCCCCAUAAACGCCUACGAGUUGCUGUCAUCGACCUACAAUGGCCGACUUGCUAACGCCGGGUCUUUCGAAGGCCCACCGACGUGACACCAGAGACGGAACUCGUCGCGCAAGUGAUGAUUGGGGAGUUUUCGACGAUGCGAGAACGUAUUACACAUCCGAUGCCCGUCAUGGCGGAGAUCGAGCACAUAAACGAAAUCGGACAUAUUCUCAAAAUGGUAUCGUUCAGGAAAUAGAGCGCAUGGGACUUCACGAACCACAUAGGCGAGGUAGUCAUGACGAAUCGAGCCGACCGCACUCACGUCAAUUCCUCGUCGAUGUUGACCAUACCCUAGAAAGCUUACAAGCACAGGAAGAUACCGAUGGCAAUAUGCAAAUCACAAUCGAAGAUGCCGGCCCGAAGGUAAUGGCACUUCGAACUGCCGCAUCUGGCGGCCACAACCGAUUCGAUAUCCGAGGCACGUACAUGCUUUCGAACCUCUUACAAGAAUUGUACAUGGCGAAGGAGUUUGGACGCAAGCGAAUCAUCCUCGAUAUCGGCCGUCUAAACGAGAACCCUGUCAGCAGAUUAUCUAGGCUCAUUAAGAACCAAUUCUGGGAGGGGUUAACCCGUCGCAUCGAUGCCUCGAGCAUUGAAAUUGCGGCGAAAGAUCCCAAAGAUUGGACGGAUGACCCGCGACCUCGCAUUUACGUCCCGCCGGGAGCUCCAGAGCAAUAUGAAUUCUACCAAAAGGUUGCUCGCGAUCGACCAGAAAUCCGACUAGACGUCCUAUACCUCCCUGAAAAGAUCACUCCUCAAAUACUACGAGACAUGAACGAUAAGCCUGGGCUUCUCGCAGUCGCAAUGGAACCGAUUAUUGACCCGAAGACUGGGGAGAAGACUCUACGUGGGUUACCAUUUGUGGUUCCGGGAGGCAGAUUCAAUGAAUUGUAUGGAUGGGAUAGCUAUAUGGAAUCUCUUGGGCUCCUAGUUAAUGACAAGGUGUACCUUGCCAAGUCCAUGGUUCAGAACUUUUGCUUUUGUAUUAGACACUAUGGCAAGAUACUCAACGCAACCAGAUCAUACUAUUUGUUACGGUCGCAACCGCCGUUCUUAACAGACAUGGCGCUGCGAGUAUACGAAAAGAUUCAGCAUGAACCUGGCGCAGUCGAUUUCCUUAAGACGGCAUUCCUCGCUGCGAUCAAGGAGUAUUAUUGUGUGUGGAUGUCGGAGCCGCGACUAGAUCCGAAAACUGGUCUUUCGCGGUACCGGCCGGAAGGAUUGGGUGUGCCACCGGAGACGGAAGCCUCCCACUUCGUCCACAUCCUCGAGCCUUAUGCCAAGAAGCAUAACAUGGGGUUUGAAGAAUUCGUCAGGGCUUAUAACCAUAACGAGGUUAAUGAGCCGGAAUUAGACGAAUACUUCCUUCACGAUCGUGCCGUGCGAGAGUCGGGCCACGAUACUUCGUACAGACUCGAAAAAGUGUGCGCCAACCUCGCGACUAUCGAUUUGAACUCACUGGUCUAUAAAUACGAAAUGGACAUUGCGCGCACUAUCCGCAACGUCUUCGGUGACAAACUGGAAAUUCCUGCGGAAUGGUGUAGUGGCACCAUGGUACCAGGCCAAGUCGAAACAUCGGCUAUCUGGGACCGUCGCUGGAAGAGGCGACGCGCGGCUAUUCAUAAGUACUGCUGGAACGAGGAUAAAGGCAUGUACUUCGACUACGAUACCGUGAAGCAGGAACAGUGCACUUAUGAGUCAUGCACGACGUUCUGGCCUCUCUGGGCCGGCGUCCCGGAUCCCGAACGCGCGGCCAAGGUGGUCAAAUGCGCGGUUCCGAAAUUUGAAGCUUACGGUGGACUACUCUCCGGAACGGAGGAGUCGCGCGGUGUGGUUAGUCUUGAGCGUCCGAAUCGGCAGUGGGAUUAUCCGUAUGGAUGGGCGCCCCAGCAGAUGCUGGCUUGGACGGGGUUGUAUAGAUAUGGCUACGCGGAUCUUGCGCAGAAACUUGCGUACAAGUGGCUUUUCAUGGUUACGAAGGCGUUCUUCGAUUUCAAUGGUGUGGUUGUGGAGAAAUAUGAUGUUACGAGGCCUGUUGAUCCGCAUCGUGUUGAUGCGGAGUAUGGGAAUCAGGGACUGGAUUUUAAGGGUGUGGCUAAAGAAGGGUUCGGCUGGGUUAACGCAAGUUAUGUGUACGGCCUCCAGUUCAUCAACACGGAGAUGAAGAGAGCGCUCGGCACGCUGACUCCGUACGAGACGUAUGAGAAGGCUCAGCAGCUGAAGGAGGAGAAAUUGCUUCAGGAAUUGGCUUGAUGCUGUUGCCUUUUUAUCUCAUCCUUUGGUUUUCUACUCUAAGUUGAUAUGUUGAUACGACAAUUACGGAAAGGUAUCAUUGUCCGUUUUCUAUGGUCGGGAUGGGCUUAGAGGUAUGAAAUCAAUCAACUUAGGUUGCAUGACGAUUAUGUCGUAGUCUCAGUAGAGAUGUAUGAACGACGAAUGAAUAGGUAUUAUUUAGUGAGUGAUGACUUGCGAAGUUAAUGAAGUCUGCAAUUAUUGUUAUUCGGAGAUGUGAACAUUUCCGGUUGUUAGGUAGAUUUAAUAUCGAUACCGUUUUCGUUUCGUUUUCGAAGUCGAGAUACUUAGCCCGGGUUAUAUUGUAUUUCGUUUAAGGAAAUUCUCUACCCAAA
Messenger RNA from Hypoxylon trugodes, 3324 nucleotides. Its product is annotated as glycoside hydrolase family 37 protein. Gene Ontology annotation, cellular component: cytoplasm. The record is from RefSeq and is a predicted model, not a curated record. The transcript is spliced from 5 exons. Gene Ontology annotation, molecular function: calcium ion binding; alpha,alpha-trehalase activity. Lineage: Eukaryota; Fungi; Ascomycota; Sordariomycetes; Xylariales; Hypoxylaceae. Bases 698 to 2950 code for a protein of 750 amino acids. Gene Ontology annotation, biological process: trehalose catabolic process.